AUGAGAACCACUGUUGCAGAUCACCCGAAUCCAGAUUCCGUCUCAACAACGGUCAUGGAGACGGUGAACGGUUCACACCAGUUCACCAUCAAGGGCUACUCUCUAGCCAAAGGCAUGGGACCAGGGAGAUACGUAAAGAGCGGCGUCUUCUCCAUCGCCGGAUACGACUGGGUGGUCUACUUUUACCCCGACGGGAAGAACCCCGAGGACAACUCCGCGUACGUAUCUCUCUUCGUCUCUUUAGAGAGUGAUUCUAGUGACAUUAGGGCUUUGUUCGAGCUCAAGUUGAUGGAUCAGAGCGGUAAAGGGAGGCAUAAGGUGCAUAGUCACUUUGAUGGUACGCUCGAAGGUGGUCCUCGGCCUCAUACGCUUAAGUCUAAAUGUAGCAUGUGGGGUUACAAACGCUUUUUAAGGCGAACAGUUUUAGAAGCUUCUGACUAUUUGAAGGAUGAUUGUCUUGUCAUCAAUUGUACUGUCGGAGUUGUUAGAGCCCGUCUUGAAGGUCCGAAACAGUUUGGCGUUGUGCCGCCACCGUCUGAUAUGCGUCAGGGACUGAAAGACUUGCUAGAUUCCGAAGUUGGCUGCGACAUAGCUUUCCAAGUCGGAGAUGAGACUUACAAAGCUCACAAACUCAUCCUCGCAGCACGGUCACCCGUUUUCAGAGCUCAGUUCUAUGGACCAAUUGGGAAUAACAAUGUGGAUACGAUAGUAAUAGAAGACAUCGAGCCUUCCAUCUUUAAGGCUAUGCUUAGCUUCAUCUACACCGAUGUACUCCCUGAUUUGCACGAAAUUACGUGGUCAGCUUCCGCCAGUUCACAUACGAACAUGAUUCAGCAUCUCUUGGCAGCUGCUGACCUCUAUGACAUUGAAAGGUUAAAGGUGUUAUGUGAAGUUUCUCUAUGUGAAAAUCUAAAUGUUGAUAAUGUGGCAAUAACACUUGCACUGGCUGAACAGCACCACUUGUUAGAGCUCAAAGCCUUCUGCUUAAAGUUUGUUACAUCUCCAGGAAAUUUGCGAGCUUUAAUGAAGUCUGAAGGGUUCAAGCACUUGAACCGGAGCUGUCCCUCUAUGUUGUCUGAGCUGCUGCUGAGCACGGUUGGGGAUAAGAGCUCGACGAGUGGACAAGCAAGCAAGAAAAGAAGUUCGUGCAGUAGUGUGUUAGCUUAUGAAACAAGUGCUGCGAGGCAAAUGAGGAGGAGGACAUAG
This is a messenger RNA of Raphanus sativus (radish), 1206 nucleotides long. Its product is annotated as BTB/POZ and MATH domain-containing protein 3-like. Gene Ontology annotation, molecular function: protein binding. Lineage: Eukaryota; Viridiplantae; Streptophyta; Magnoliopsida; Brassicales; Brassicaceae. Gene Ontology annotation, biological process: protein ubiquitination. The record is from RefSeq and is a predicted model, not a curated record. The transcript is spliced from 4 exons. The coding region runs from base 1 to 1206 and encodes 401 amino acids.